This is a messenger RNA of Acanthochromis polyacanthus (spiny chromis), 2670 nucleotides long. It is a transcript of the gene prodha, whose product is annotated as proline dehydrogenase (oxidase) 1a. Lineage: Eukaryota; Metazoa; Chordata; Actinopteri; Pomacentridae. The transcript has 14 exons. The record is from RefSeq and is a predicted model, not a curated record. Bases 83 to 1954 code for a protein of 623 amino acids. Gene Ontology annotation, cellular component: mitochondrion. Gene Ontology annotation, molecular function: proline dehydrogenase activity; FAD binding.
AUCAAACCGGCGCUCUUGAGAGCGCGCGCAGUACUUAACCACGGAGAAAGGAGGCAGCCUGCGCAGAGGAAGAGACAGAAACAUGUCGUACACUAAGUUCGUACCUGCGCUGGUCAGGGCCAACACGGGGAACAUCGGAAAGCUGCGAAUCUCACCCGCGAGAUGCCGGUCGACGGUCGUGUCCGCCAAGAGCCAGGAGGAGAAGGAGCCGCAGAUGGAUGGAUGCACAGUGGUGGAGGCUGUGCCGGUGGAGCUCAUCAGCCAGACCAAAAACCUGAGCAGCACGCCGCUCAGUAAAAUCCACAUCGACUUUGACAACACGCAGGAAGCUUACAGAAGCAAAGGGAACAUCGAGCUGCUCAGAAGCCUGCUGGUCUUCAAACUGUGCACUAUUGACGUCCUGGUUGAGAAGAACAAAGAGUUGAUGGACCUGAGCAAGAAGCUCCUGGGUCAGUGGAUGUUUGAGAAGGUGAUGAAGAUGACCUUCUACGGCCAGUUUGUGGCAGGAGAAGACCACAACUCCAUCAAACCGCUCAUCCAGAAGAACCAGGCCUUCGGUGUGGGGGCCGUUCUGGACUACAGUGUGGAAGAGGACCUGACACAGGAGGAGGCAGAGAUGAAGGAAAUGGACUCAUGUGUUUCUGAGGCAGAGAAAGAAAGUCCAGGCGACGAUCAUCGUGAGAAAAAGUACAAGGCCCAUCGUCAGUUUGGAGACAGACGUGGAGGCGUCAUCAGCGCUCGUACCUACUUCUAUGCAGAUGAGGCUAAAUGUGACAACCAAAUGGAGACGUUCAUGAACUGCAUUAGAGCCUCUGGUGGAGCUUCUAGUGAUGGGUUUUCUGCCAUCAAAAUGACUGCUCUGGGACGCCCACAAUUCCUGCUUCAGUUUUCUGAAGUCCUGGUUAAAUGGAGACGCUUCUUUAACUUCCUCGCAGCACAACAGGGAAUAUCUGAAAUGAUGGUUUUGGAACAAAAGCUGGAACUGGAACAACUGAAGGAAAGCUUGACUGAGAUGGGCAUUGGAGCCAAAGAUGACAUUGAGAACUGGUUUACUGGAGAGAAGUUGGGUUUGUCAGGAACGAUAGACCUGCUGGACUGGAACAGUUUGAUAAAUGAUACAACAAAAAUCUCCAAUCUGCUCAUGGUGCCCAACCUUGAGACCGGCCAGCUGGAACCUUUGCUGAAUAAAUUCACAGCCGAGGAGGAGAGGCAGAUGAAGAGAAUGCUGCAGAGAAUGGACAUUCUGGCCAAGCAUGCCAUGGAUAAUGGGGUGAGGCUUAUGGUGGAUGCUGAGCAGACGUACUUCCAGCCAGCUAUUAGUCGACUGACCCUGGAAAUGCAGAGGAAAUUCAACAGAGAGAAGCCGGUGAUUUUCAACACUUACCAGUGUUACCUCAAGGAAGCCUAUGACAAUGUAACUCUGGAUGUUGAGCUGUCUCGGCGGGAGGGCUGGUACUUUGGUGCCAAACUGGUCCGUGGAGCCUACAUGUACCAAGAGAGAGCCAGAGCCCAGGAGAUCGGCUACGAAGAUCCAAUAAACCCGGACUACGAGGCCACCAACAGGAUGUAUCACAGGUGUUUGGACUAUGUGCUGGAGGAGAUUGAACACAGCAGGAAAGCAAACGUCAUGGUUGCCACUCACAAUGAGGACACUGUGAAGUUCACCCUCGAGAAGAUGAAUGAGAUGGGCCUUUCACCCACCGAGAAUAAAGUUUACUUUGGACAGCUGCUCGGCAUGUGUGACCAGAUCAGCUUCCCGCUAGGUCAAGCCGGUUUCCCGGUCUAUAAGUAUGUUCCUUACGGCCCCGUCAACGAGGUCAUUCCUUAUCUGUCUCGCCGUGCUCAAGAGAACCGCGGCUUCAUGAAGGGAUCCCAGAGAGAGCGCAGCCUGCUGUGGAAGGAGCUGAAGCGCAGACUGCUGGGCGGUCAGAUUUUGUACAAGCCUGUCUACUGAGUCACAGGACCACAACAUACUAACAUGUCUGCAAGCAUUCCACUGUCUUUAGCGUACCUCUUACUGUUAGCGACUCUUUGUGGUGGGACAUUUAUGUCUUUUACCGGGUUGCACAGCUGCACAACAGAGAAGAAAGUUUUGCAUUUCACUGACAGGUAUUUCAUAUGUGGUAUGGUUCCUGCUUUUAGAAGGCGAUAAAGAGGGGUUAAAGCACUGUAAUAGUAACACACUGUAGCAAUACAUGUGCUGCUUCAUUAAGAAAUAACGAUUAUUUAUCUCUAAACUUUAACCUGACCACAGUAAUCCUCAGAAUCAAAUCUGCAAAAAAUAUUAUAUUUAAAGACUUAAAGGCUAUUUAUGUUUCUAAAUGUUGAUCGUUUCUGAUAUACAGCUGAGAAAAGUAUGUUGUGUAUUUUUUGACUACCAAAGGUGGCUUACUUGUACAUAAAAAACUGACAUUUGCUUUUUAAAUGGUUGUAUUCGCUUUUUUCUUAGGUUGCUGUCACUUAAAGUGCCUUAUGAUUGUCUUAACAAGAUUGACCGGAAGCUACUGUACGACUUAGUUUUUGUUACUGUACACUCCUCUAAGGGGAAUUGUGAACUGUUUUAAUUAGCAUGUUCAUUGCAGAUUUUUUUGUCCGUGUGUCAACAAAUAGUUUGCUACAUUUUAUGCAGCAUAUAGACUUUGAUAACAUAAAAAGAGAUCUGUACUUGUA